Diabrotica balteata is the source of this 2051-nucleotide messenger RNA. Lineage: Eukaryota; Metazoa; Arthropoda; Insecta; Coleoptera; Chrysomelidae. The record is from the annotation of a GenBank genome assembly.
UAUCUAUGUACAUGUCAUAAAUAAUAACAAAUCGUGAGGUAUAAAUUUUAUUAUUGAAUGAAUAUUGAUAGUUUUGUGUACUACGAUGGAGAUUGACUUAGAGAUAUCGGACGAGGAUUACGUUAUUGAAAAAGCAAAAUCUUCAUUUAAAAACAAUCCUAUUGCUGCUAAAGCAUGGAUGAUUACAGCAAAAAUAAUGUACCCCAACAAUUUCGGAGUGCAGUUCGAAGCCUAUCAUAUAGAGAAAAAUGCUGGACAUGUUAAAGAGGCUGCGAAAUGUUUCAGCGAGUUGACUAUUAAAUUUCAGCAACACCAAGAACUUUGGAAGGAAAUAGAAAAACUUACAAUCGCUUUGAGAGCUGAAGCUGAUAACAACGAUCCUGAAAAGCAAUUUUUAUGUGAAAUGUUUAGGCAUUUAUCAUCAGAUGUUCAACACAAGUUGUUGCUCUUCACUGCAGAUCAUUGUGAAGAUACUAUGGAACACUGUAGACUGCUUUUGCUACUUUUGCAACGAUUUCCAACAGCUAUAUCUAGCAAUGCUCCGCGACUUGUGGAUACUUUAAUUAGUGCUGAAAAACAUAGUGUUGAUGGCAACUUUCCAGUUAAUCCAUACAGAAAACUUUUGGUUUGUGAUUUGUUACCACUUUUGGCAAAUGAAAAAGUUAAAGUUGAUUUACCUUCAAAACUUCUGCACAAAUUGCUACAUAAGAGUAUUGAGUUUUAUUUUUGCUAUUUAGGAUUAAAUAAAGGUGCUCUGCAAGACAGUGAUACAAAAAUAGAAGAUCCAUGGGCUAGCCUGUUUAGUGUAAUAGAGUUCAUUGGAACACAAUUGAGUUGGGAACCAUACCUAAUUAGUUUCUCAAAUAAUUGGUCUAAAGAAACUUACUGGCAGAGAAUAGUAACCUUUUGUCAAACUAAAUCCAAGAAUUAUCCUUUAAAUGAAAAGCAACUGUGGUUUUGCUUGUCAAUAUUCUUUGUACACUGCUUAUUUGAUUACAAUAAUAGUUUAACUCCUGAAUCAAGUCCUGGACAAACAGCUACUUCGUAUAUAAUGGUUGAAGCAUUUUCAGAUGUUAGUUUACCAAACUUAGUGACAGAACCAAAAGGGAAGAAGCGUAAAAAUGAUGCAGAUAUGUCACAUUUUUCAUCUCCAUGCAUAACAGUUGAAAAACCACAGUUGAAGUGUAUCCAGAACAAUUUUAUGUUAUGCCUAAACAGUUGGGACCUUAUUAACUCAUCUGAAAACUUAAGGAGGGAAUUUAUUAAACUAAACUCACAUUUGAAAUUAGAUCAAUUAUUAUCAGGGUUUCUCAUUGAUUAUACUUUGUAUAAAGGUCUGUAUGAUGAUGCCUUAGUAUUUAUACACAAAAUUUCAGAUUCCUCCAUGUUUUUACAGAAAUAUAUAAGGAUAGCUAGUAUAUUGUAUAAUAAAAAGAACUAUAGAGACUUUUUAGACCCUAUAACUUUAGCACUGCCUUUAUUACCUACUAAUGAAGGAUCUUUAAGUAAUAAUCUUAUCAUAGGAGGUCACCAAAAACAUUUACAUUAUCUUCCUCUUACAAGACUGAAUGUUUUACAAUAUUUAGUCAAACUAUUGUUAAGAUGUAUUAAGGAAAACAUGCCUAAACACAGCAGCACUGAUCUAGGUAUGGGGCAUAUCUUUGUUCUGACUCAGCUAGAUUGGCCUCAAGAAGAAGACUUUGUUCCACCUCUCCUAGAAUACAUCCAACAACGAAGAACAUUCCAGUACCAUUUGUUCCAAAGUUAUAUAGUAAAUGUGGAUAUUCUAGAAGAGUUAACAUAUCUAUGGACCACCCAAGGAGGGCAGAUUCAGUUGGAUAUACUUCCACAUUUAGGGCAAAGGCGAAUUGGUACAAGAGGUGCUGAUAAGGGAGUUAAAGAGGAGAUAAAACAGGCUAUUAGACGACAAAUUUCAAGAAGCAAUGAAAAACUAGAUGAACUGUUAAUAAGUUUUAUAAUGAAUGAAAGAAAGCAGAUUUUACAGAGUCUUAUGUAGGUAAUUUUUUUCUAUAAUAAAUAAUUAAAAUAAG